UGAUGCUCGGACUUAGACUUUAAUGUGAUUCAACUUUUUUUUUUUUUUUUAAUUUCCUCGGAAAAAGUAAAUUGGGCUAACCCUUAAUUCUAAACACUUGCAUCCGAGGUGAAAUUUUUCUAAAAGGACUUCUAAAGACCAUGUUGUUUUUUUCAGUCUGGUCCACAGAACAGUCUGUAACCACAAUUGGUAUAUUGCAAUGGUUGGGAAGCAAGGAAGAAGAAUACGUCGCAGCGAAGGCCUGCAAACAUAACCUGUUUCCCUUCCACAGGAUUUCUGACCCCAAACUUGGCUGUGCCCACCACUGAUGGAGCAAGAGCAAAGACUGUUGAUCUCAGAUUCUAGUGGCUUCACGGAGAGGGAGAGUUUGAAAAGCCCUUUUCCAGGAGAUGCAAGUAAGAAUCAUUUGGAAACUGUACGACACAAUAACGCCAAGGCAGAUAAAGAGAGCGCCUCAAAACGGUCUAAGAGAGAUGGCCCACAAAAUUGUAAGCAUGAGGAUAUAGAAGAAAGUCCAUUGAUGUGGUCCCAAGGCAAUGAGAUCUGGUGCAGUGAUUCCUGUGAGAAGGAUGGCAAGUCAGAGAAUCAGGGAAAUUCUGCAGGAGAAGAAGAAGAAAAACCCAGUCACUGGGGAUGGGCUCCCGGGGAACGCCGCAGUGCCUCUGUCCAGCAGAAUUCGACCUCCAGGGACAAACCCUACAAGUGUGCUGAAUGUUGGAAAAGCUUCAAUAACAGCUCUCAUUUGCGUAUUCACCAGAGGACCCACUCAGGAGAAAAACCUUAUAAAUGCUCUGAGUGUGGGAAAUGCUUCAGUAACAGCUCUCACCUGAUUCAGCACCUGAGGACACACACAGGAGAGAAGCCCUACCAGUGUGGCGAGUGUGGGAAAAGCUUCAGCAAUACCUCCCAUCUAAUCAUUCACGAGAGGACUCACACGGGAGAGAAACCCUAUAAAUGUCCCGAGUGUGGGAAGAGCUUUAGUAGCAGCUCCCACCUUAUUCAGCACCACAGGUCGCAUACCGGCGAGAAGCCCUACGAAUGUCCCGUGUGUGGGAAAUGCUUCAGCCACAGCUAUGUCCUCAUAGAACAUCAGAGGAUUCACACGGGAGAAAAACCUUAUACGUGUCCUGACUGUGGAAAGAGUUUUAGUCAGAGUUCUAGCCUGAUUCGCCACCAGCGGACGCACACGGGAGAGAAGCCCUACAAGUGUCUCGAGUGCGGGAAAAGCUUCGGUUGCAAUUCGACUCUCAUAAAGCACCAGAGGAUUCACACAGGAGAAAAACCGUAUCAGUGUACAGAAUGCGGCAAGAGCUUCAGUCGAAGCUCGAACCUAAUCGCACACCGGAAAACACACGCAGGAGAGAAGCCCUGUGAAAGUCCCGAAUAUGAAGAAAGUUUGAAUCGGAACUGCAGUGCGAUAGAAGAGUGUGGACUCCAGCCUGGGGAGAAACCCUACAAGUGUUGCGAGUGCGGAAAGCGUUUCGGUCUCAGCUCCCAUCUCAUUAGACACCAGAGAACACACACAGGAGAGAAGCCGUACAGGUGCUCGGAGUGUUGGAAAACUUUCAGCCAGAGUUCCACCCUGGUGAUUCACCAGAGGACGCACACGGGAGAGAGACCUUAUAAGUGUCCCGACUGUGGCGAAGGCUUCAGCCAGAGCUUUAAUCUCAUCAGGCACCGGAGGACUCACGUGGGAGAGAAACCUUACAAAUGCACCGACUGUGACAAGUGCUUCAGCAGAAGUGCCUAUCUCACUCAGCAUCGGAAGAUGCACCUAGAAAAGUCUUUCGAGUCUCCCGAAGUCAAUGGUUUUCCUCCUGGGUGGACUUGGAAAAACUGUCCAGGGGAAAUGGCCCUCAUCUCUUCCUUUUCAGUCCCACGUCCAUCUUCCUCUUGAGUCCCAAAGCCCGUUUAUUAUUAUUAUUAUUAUUAUUAUUUCUUUUCUUGCUGGAUCAUUACAAUUAAGGUGUUGCUACAGAGUUUCUUUGGUUUGUUUGCCAUAAUGUCUGGAAAAAGUCAAGCUCCCAGGUUGGAGGAUGGGAAGGCCCUGAUCACCAGCUCAUUGUAUCUGCCCAGUGGGAGAUGCUUCCAACGAUGGAGAAGAAAUGUUUUUUGAUUUAAGGUAAGAUUGGAAUAGCUUCAAAAGAAAACAUAAAGAGAAAUUCCGGGAAUAAGGACACCUGAGAGCUUGAAGCCAAGCUAGCCCUUGAAUUUCCCUAUUUCCUCUCGCCUGAGUGGGUGGCAGUGAUUCAUUAUUGGCCUCAGGGGGUUAUCCACAGAAAGAUUCGUUUUGAACAAAUAAUGUGAUUCUCUGGCUGUUUUGGUGGGUCUUAAGAAAAGACUCAGUUUUCUAAACACAUUUUUAUUUGCUGAAAAUGAACUUUCAUAGUAUUUAGAACUAUACCGGCUAAUCCCGUAGCCACUAGUCACCUGUGGCUACUUAAAUAAAUUUAUAGUAAGAUUAAAUGACAUUUAAAAUCUGGUUCCUUAGUGGCACUAACUACGUGCCAAGCACUCAGUAGCCACAUGUGACUGGUGGCUGCUGUAUUGAAUGUCAUAUAGAGUUUGUUCUUUCAAGAUUAUCAUUCUUCACAGAUUCAUGAAGAUUUCCUAAGAGACUGUAGGAAAUGUGCUAUGAGGUUUCUGCUCCAAAGGAAUUGCAACAUAGACUAGAAAUGGGAUAGAGUUUUUAAGGCACUCCGUCUAGAGAUUGGCCAUUCUAAUGCUUGUAUGUCUUCUGUUCAACCAUCUUGGUAAUCCAGUGAUACGAUCCUGUUGUCUUGGCCAAAACCAGAUUAAGAGGUAGAAUUCUUGAAUUUUGUUAAUAAACUUUGGGCAAAUAGGGACACCUGGGUGGCUGAGUUGGUUAAGCAUCCAACUCUUGGUUUUGGCUCAGGUCAUGAUCUCACAGUUUGGUGAGUUCGAGCCCCACACUGAGCUUCUGCGCUUACCACGUGGAGCCUGCUUGGAAUUCUCUCUCUCUCCCUCUCUCUCUGCCCCCAUCCCCACUUGUGAUGUCUCUGUCUCUUGCAGAAAUAAUGAACUUUAAACAAAAAUGAAAAAAGAUUUUUGACAAAGUCUUUUCCCUUCAGUUUUCUCAUUAUGUAAUUCCUGGUUAGAUCAGAAACUGGGUUCUUUUUCUAAUAUUUAACCCCCUGAAUCUGAGCCAAUGUGCAGAGACAGUGUGCCAUUGGAGACCAAGAUUCCUUACUUCCAGUCUUGACAGUUUUCUUUUGCCUCUUGACUUAUGGGAUGUAUGGAUCCUCCCUGUUCGCCUGUCCAAUGGAAAUGAUGUUUUGUAAAGUAAUAAGUUAUUUUUUAUGCUCCUAACCCCUACUUUUUUUUUUUUUUUUUUUUACUGCCAGUUCAAGGAGUAGAAAGUCAGGACUCCUAAGUUGGUCAGGAUUUCUGGUCUCAUUUUUAGAUGCAAAAUAUAUUUUAUGAAGGCUGUCUAUAGAGAUCCAGAUUAGGAAUGCGGAGCCAGAAGAGGCCAGUUAGGGCUGCUGCAGAUGCAGAAGGCUGUAGCUGGUAGGUCACGGAAUUGCACGGGGAUUCUUUCUUCUUUCAUGAUUGUGGUCGUAUGCCUGACACUGGGGAGUCCGUUAAGUCUUUUCGCGUUGUUACAAGAUUAAAAAAUACAGCAAAAGUUAACAAAAGACUUAAGAAGCAUUUGGGGUGAUUUUUCUGCUUUCAAGAAGGGGGAGAACAUUAAGUAUUGGCUUUUAUAUGAUCCUCCUCUAAGCAUCUUUUCACCUUUGUAUGUUAGGUGGUAUUGUCCAAAUUGUCUUAAACUCUAAUAUCUGAGGGCAAGUGUUUACAGUAUUUUACCACAGACGACUAAAAGUUUGAUUAACGUUUGAGAAUGAAAUUUGGGCAUUUGCUGUUGAGGCCGAAAUCCAGUUGCAAGGCAGUAGCUGUCGGAGCGGUACCCAGUCAUCCAUUACAUUGUGUGUGGCCAGUAACCACUCCUAACCUGCGUCCUCAUCUGUAAAGCAGAGGUAAUGCCUGCCUUGCAGGGUUUCUGUAAGGAUUAAGUAAAUGUUUGCAAAGCAGCUAGCACAGUGCUUAAAAUAUUAAUGAGGUCUAAAUACAUGGUAAUUAGUUAUUAUUAAUUGAAAUAAAUAGAAAAAUGUCCUCCACACAUUUUCAGAAGUAGCAAUGGAAGCCGUACCCAUCCUCCUUGUGAAUUCUUAAUGACCAACCUCAGGAACCCUGACGAAUCAGGUUUUGUAAAAGCACAAGACUGUAGAGUGUUUCAAUUUUGCAGACUUUUGAAGAACGCUUUUAUGUGAUUCGACUUACUGAAUAUUUUUGUUGUUCUUGAAACAAAGGAUUCAGCGUAAGUCAGGAAAGAACAAUAUAGCAAGUUCAAUGUAAGUUAAUUUGUGUCUGAAGACAUUAACAGGUACAGUUUAUGUCCUAUUAGCAUCAUUGACUCUGUUUUAUGAGUACCCACAAUUACAUAAAACCUAUUUCACAAACCUCAGUGUCUAUAGAAACAUAGAUGUUCACAUUUUAGAUGAAUUAAGAUGGGGUCUGCUCCAUGAAGAAAACAAUUUAGCAAGAAUCCUUAUCUCUUUCGAUUGAAAACUAGGAACACAGAGGAGAGAUUUGUUACUUAUGAGAACAUAAUAGUAAAUU
This is a messenger RNA of Panthera uncia (snow leopard), 4641 nucleotides long. It is a transcript of the gene ZNF572, whose product is annotated as zinc finger protein 572. The coding region runs from base 308 to 1897 and encodes 529 amino acids. Lineage: Eukaryota; Metazoa; Chordata; Mammalia; Carnivora; Felidae. The record is from RefSeq and is a predicted model, not a curated record. The transcript is spliced from 2 exons.